UAAUAUAAGAACAAUAUCAUAACAAUAAAAGAACUCACAAACAACACUUAUUCUUUCAAAAUUGAAAAGAAUAUAUAUUACAUUAGCCCAAAAAUCCUGCAGGAUCCACCACACAAUUUAACCAGGCAGCCAUCCAUGAUCAGGAAGAAUACAUUAAAGAGACCAAUUUAUUUUCAGCUGUGGGUCAUGCUGAUACCAUGAUUAAUCAAAUCAAUGAACUUCAACAGUUACAAUAAUUAUAAUAUGUUAUAAUACAGAUUCUCUCAAUUGACAUGAAGCUAUAAAGCUGUAAAGCUAAAAUUUAAGCUAGACUCUUACCCAGAGAAUGGAAGAGGUGUGGCAAAGCAUUGUUGGUGAUGGCCCUUUCUCAAGCUAUGCUGAAUUUGAAAAAAAAUUGACAGAAUAUGAGAGAGUUGUUGGCUGUGCCUUUGCCAAGGCUAAUGCUUCAAGUGUUGAAUAUGAAAACAAGCGAAGAAAACAAAUCAUUCCUACUGAAUAUGUUUAUGCAAAUUGCACAUUUAAAUGUGUGCAUUUUGGUAAGCCAAGGACUUUAUCUACAGGUCAGCGAAAAAGCAAACGUGUUCUUCCUUUAGACUGCACAGCCAGAUUCAAGAUUAGCUUCAAAAGUGGGGCUUUAUAUGUUUCCAAGAAAUGCCUUGAACACAAAUACCAUGAACUUGUCCCAAUUUCUUCAAACUUGCUCCUUGCUGAGAGUGGAGCACAGGCAAGAAGACAACAACAAAAGGAAACCAAAAAGGCCUUUAAGAAAAAACAAACGAAAGCUGCUAAAAAAUCUAAACUACAAGAUGCCAGCACUCAAACAGGGUUGACAGAACAUUCUGGAAGUUGUCACUGUGGGGCAGUGAAGUUCAAGGUUUGGGCUCCAGAAAAUGUUGAUGUAUUUGAAUGCAAUUGCAGCAUUUGUACCAAGAAGCAGAAUUUUCAUUUCAUAGUACCAAAAAAUAAUUUUGUUCUCCUUCAAGGAGAAGGUAACAUUACAACCUACACAUUUAACAAGAAGUUAGCUAAGCAUACAUUUUGUAAAACAUGUGGUGUUCAGAGUUUCUAUACACCUCGUUCCAACCAAGACGGCAUUGGUGUCAUGCCUCAUUGCAUUGAUUUUGGAACUAUUAAGUCAGUGAAUGUAAAGAAAUUUGAUGGACAGAAUUGGGAAGACUCCUAUGCCAAAUCUAAUAUUUCUGUAUAUUCGAAAGAAUAAUGUUAUUCUUGUUAAACAAAAUAUAUUUAUAAAAUUUAAACAAGAUGUGUGUUGUUGUUUUUUUGUUACUAGUCUCUACUGUAAAUAUUUCAAUAGUCAUGCCACCUUUGCGCUAAAACAUUAUUUUUAGCAUUUUUAUACCAUGUAUUAAGAUUAACAAAUAUUAUUGUGAAAGUCUAGGAUGUAAGUAAUGUAUAUGAUAAAAUAUCAACUCUUGAGAGUUUAAUCAUAAUAUUCAUUUAAUGUGAUCUAGCUAAUUAUAUUUUGAUAAAAAUGCUCCAUUAAAUAGAACAAGUUACUUUUUUUACUGUGUCCUUUUCACAAAGUAGACCUCAAAAAAUGUGUUUAUUACAAAGUUUGAAAAAUAUUUAUUGUUUAAAGGCCUAAAUGUGUCCUGCUUUUAUUUUGUCACACACAUUAAUAAAAGCUCAAAAAAUGCAACCAUAGUAAAUUAUCCAUUUAUGUAUUCUUUUUUUUUUUAUAAUUAGGCUAACAAAUCUCAAUUUAACAAAAACAAUAUUACUGGUAUCAUACAAAUGUGUUUAUUGUUUGGUUCUGGUAAAACACUCCUACAAUGUUAUUCACAGUACUAAUUGCAAACAAAACAUUUUCCUUAUAUAACCUAGCUUAGUGACAAGUCUUAUGCUCAAACAUAAGCAUACCUAACAGGAAUUAAGAGUAUUCCCCAGACAUCAACUACCAAUUAAAUGUUUUCAAUUUUUUUUAUUUUUUUUUUACAAUUUUAAGUUGUCUUAAUUUGCAUAAUAAACAAGAGUCGCAGCAUCAGUUUCACACGAACUACUGGUAUUAUAUAUCAAUGCAGUAUACAUUUUUUAAAAUGUAGAGCAUUCAGAAGUUUCUUAUUUAAUAGAACUUUAUAAAAUAUUAGAGAAACUACCAAAACAUAGGAAAUCAGGAAGAUGUUAAAAGUUUAUAGGAAAGAUAUUAAACUUUUACCUUUCUUACUAUUUAAGCUGAAAGUUAAUCAACUGAACAAUUUAAUAUGGCAAAUGUCAUUGAGAAUGCUAAGUGUUGCUUGCAAUCUUUUUUUUUUUAAUGAAUACAUUGUUGUUGUUUUUUCAUUGUUUAAAAAAAUAAAACAAAAAAAAAAAAUGAAGUAUUUGUAAAUAAGUUAAACUUGGCAUGAGCAUCAAUCCUAUGUUUAGAACACCUGAUCAUGAUGCAGGGGAGACAAACUCAGCCAAACAACAAAAUAAAACCUUAAAUAACAUUGUGUCCCCAAAAAGUUAUGUACAAACAUCACAGUAGAACAAAACAAUGGUACAGAAAGAAAUAGAACCAUUCUAGACCUUUCUGUUGAUAUGAGUUCAUUCAGGUCAAUGGUAUGUAAUACACUUUUCAAAGUCUUGAAAAUGUUGCUUAAAAUAAAAAAUCAACAAUUUUUUUCUAAAUCUGAACAAAAGAGAAAAUAAACAAACUUCCUUUAAAAAAACAAUACA
Biomphalaria glabrata is the source of this 2679-nucleotide messenger RNA. RefSeq names its product centromere protein V-like. NCBI's taxonomy places the organism in Eukaryota, Metazoa, Mollusca, Gastropoda, Planorbidae. The coding region runs from base 326 to 1219 and encodes 297 amino acids. The record is from RefSeq and is a predicted model, not a curated record. Gene Ontology annotation, molecular function: carbon-sulfur lyase activity. The transcript is spliced from 9 exons.